This is a messenger RNA of Serpula lacrymans var. lacrymans S7.9, 186 nucleotides long. RefSeq lists its product as uncharacterized. The coding region runs from base 1 to 186 and encodes 61 amino acids. The transcript is spliced from 3 exons. NCBI's taxonomy places the organism in Eukaryota, Fungi, Basidiomycota, Agaricomycetes, Boletales, Serpulaceae. The record is from RefSeq and is a predicted model, not a curated record.
AUGCAUAUACAACCGCAACAGGGCCACCGCAAGCGACUGUCCUUUGAUCUUUCCGUGCUGCUUCAAGUUCCCCUAAUUAUAAAAGAAUUUUGGAAAAUCCUGCAAAUCAUAAAGAGCAGCAUCACAAAGAACUCGUUAAUCUUCCAAGGCCAACGAAACAACGCCCACGUCGAGCAACAAUCCUGA